Capsella rubella is the source of this 578-nucleotide messenger RNA. RefSeq names its product histone H4. Gene Ontology annotation, molecular function: protein heterodimerization activity; DNA binding; structural constituent of chromatin. NCBI's taxonomy places the organism in Eukaryota, Viridiplantae, Streptophyta, Magnoliopsida, Brassicales, Brassicaceae. The record is from RefSeq and is a predicted model, not a curated record. The coding region runs from base 88 to 399 and encodes 103 amino acids. Gene Ontology annotation, cellular component: nucleosome. Gene Ontology annotation, biological process: nucleosome assembly. The transcript has a single exon.
CCCAUCCUUAACCAAAAUAAAUCGAUACUUCGCAAUACCAAAGAAUCAUUUAAUUUCUCAGUUGGAGUUUUAAAUUUUCCGGAGAAAAUGUCAGGCCGAGGAAAGGGAGGAAAAGGAUUGGGUAAAGGAGGAGCCAAGAGGCAUCGGAAAGUUCUAAGAGACAACAUCCAAGGGAUUACGAAACCUGCGAUUCGUCGUCUCGCCAGAAGAGGAGGCGUGAAGCGUAUCAGUGGUUUGAUCUACGAGGAGACCCGCGGCGUUCUCAAGAUCUUUCUCGAGAACGUGAUUCGUGACGCCGUUACUUACACGGAGCACGCUCGCCGGAAGACAGUCACGGCGAUGGACGUCGUCUACGCUCUCAAGAGACAAGGACGCACUCUCUACGGAUUCGGCGGCUAAAAAUUUCGUGUGAAUGUUGUUGUCAAUUCGGAGUUUCUAGGGAUUUCAGAUUUGCGUCUAUGAAUUGGAAUAUUCUUAUUUUCGUUUAAAAUGUUUAAUUUGCGGCGACUUCAAUCAUCAUCUUAACGUGAUUUAUCAGAUCUUGUGAUUAUUUAUGACGGACGGCAUCGUUUUAUUAA